AUGUCUGGACUCAUCGACAAGAUCAAGAGUGGUAGCCACAAGGCCAUUGCCACUGGCGCCUCCAUCUCUUCUACCGUUGCUCUCAAGGAGAAGAACCCUGAGCAGGGAACUGUUGUCAUCAGCCAGCUCACUGGAAAGAACAUCAUUGUUGGUGUUCCUGGCGCCUUCACCCCUCCCUGCUCCUCCCAAGUCCCCGGCUACAUUGAGAACGCACAAGCAUUCGUAGAAAAGGGUGUCGCCGGUAUCUACAUAGUUGCCGUGAACGACGCCUUCACGACUCAAGCAUGGAAGGAAAAGCUCACCGGCGGUGCUGAAGCGCCCCCAGCCGUCCACUUUCUUGCUGACGAUACUGGUGCCUUCACCAAGGAAAUCGGUAUGAGCUUCGAUGCCACGGGUCUGCUCGGAGGACCACGCUCCCAGCGCUAUGUUGCUGUGCUCGACGGCCCAAUCGUCAAGCAAAUCUACGUUGAGGACGCAGCUCCCAGCGUCACCGUCACCAAGGCCGAGAACGUUCUCCAAGCCUUGAACUAG
Pseudovirgaria hyperparasitica is the source of this 531-nucleotide messenger RNA. RefSeq names its product Redoxin. The record is from RefSeq and is a predicted model, not a curated record. Gene Ontology annotation, molecular function: thioredoxin peroxidase activity. Gene Ontology annotation, biological process: hydrogen peroxide catabolic process; cellular response to oxidative stress; cell redox homeostasis. Gene Ontology annotation, cellular component: peroxisome; cytosol; cytoplasm. Bases 1 to 531 code for a protein of 176 amino acids. Lineage: Eukaryota; Fungi; Ascomycota; Dothideomycetes; Acrospermales; Acrospermaceae. The transcript is spliced from 3 exons.